GGAAGCGUGAACUCCGUGGAGAUAGUUCCUGGUAUACUAGUUUUGCGUGCAUCUUCCUUGUCCCAGCGCGAGGUGGUUGUGGUUUCGGCGAUGAGCUCCCAGAAAGGGAACGUGGCUCGUUCCAGGCCUCAGAGGCACCAGAAUACGUUUAGCUUCAAAAAUGACAAGUUUGAUAAGAGUGUUCAGACCAAGAAAAUUAAUGCAAAACUUCAUGAUGGAGUAUGUCAGCAUUGUAAAGAAGUUCUUGAGUGGCGUGUAAAAUACAGCAAGUACAAACCCUUAUCAAAGCCUAAAAAAUGUGUUAAAUGUUUACAAAAGACAGUGAAGGAGUCUUAUCACAUAAUGUGUAGACCAUGUGCCUGUGAUCUUGAAGUCUGUGCCAAAUGUGGAAAGAGAGAAGAUGUUGUUAUUCCGUUUAAUAAAGAACCAGAAAAGACAGAAAAUGUUGAAAAUAAUCUACGUUCCAGCCACAGAAGAAGCAGAAGAAAUGAAGAAAGUGAUGUUGAUUUAGAUUUUGAUAUUGAUUUAGAUGACACAGAAGAAGACAAUCAAAUGGAUUGAUGUAACUAUAUUAAAAGACAGUUUGAAAGCAUGAAAUUCUGAACAACUUUGAUUUUGAGGGUUUAAAAAAAAAAUACUGUGGAAUCCGAGUAAGGACAUUGGAAAAACCUAUAGAAAAUACAUGGACAAUGUGAAUUGUGUAUGAUAUUUGAAUAGUGAUAAAGCUUUCAUCCAGAGUUUUCUUAUAAUACAUUUUUAAGUAGCAUAUGCUAGUAUAUCUGCCAAAAUGAGUAUUGGAGUAUCGUAUUGCAGUUCAUGGGAAUUAUUUAGAAGAAUAUACUAUCUAGUAUCAAAUUAAGCAAGAUUCAGAAUUGAUGGUUGUAUAGAAACUAUCUCAUGGAAAAAUCAGAUGACAUUAUUAUGUUGCUAGCCUCAAAAAUUGGUCCUCAGGAGGUACCUUUUGAUAGAUUGAUUUCAGGUUAAUGUCCCACAUAACAAAAGCCCUCUUGCUUACGCUUGCUUGUUGUAAAGCAAAAAGUUUAUUGUUUUUUAAUAAUAAUGUUUAACAAGUAUAUAGCAGUUUUUCUUUGAAAGUGUUUUUAUGUAUC
Eubalaena glacialis (North Atlantic right whale) is the source of this 1109-nucleotide messenger RNA. RefSeq names its product chromosome 9 C9orf85 homolog (gene C9H9orf85). The record is from RefSeq and is a predicted model, not a curated record. The transcript has 4 exons. The coding region runs from base 91 to 561 and encodes 156 amino acids. Lineage: Eukaryota; Metazoa; Chordata; Mammalia; Artiodactyla; Balaenidae.